AUGAAGAGACCGCGGGUGUCUUACGCCAGUGCCACCAAAUCAGUAAAGGUGGGCAUCACGGCCACUGACUACCCAAGUAGACUGCUGGCCAAGGAAGAAUUGACCAGCGUAGAGACGAUGUUGAUCAGGGAGUUGAGGAAAGGGUGGAGUACCAGCCUCAAUUUCAACAACAUCAGAUUCAGGCCUGGUCUGAUAAUAGUUGAAUGCCGGGACGACAAUACCAGGGACUGGCUGGUAUCCGUCGUACCCAAGUUGACUGCGGUAGAAGGAGGUGCAGCUCAAAACCAUGUUAUGGGGGAGCAGCUUCAGGAACUAGAGGUAGUCUCAGCUCACUUACCGCGGUCAUCAGGCGAAGAGGAGCAAACGUCCGUGGACCUGUUGAAGAGUCAGAACUCUGACCUUCUCCCGGACACCUGGACGGUGCUCAAAUGCACCGACACAAGUGGGGGAAAGCUGGUGACCCUGGGUGUAGAGCAGCCUGCUCUACUGUUGCUUCAGCAAAACGUCAACACGGCCGAGAGGGAGGCAUUAGCUGAACUCGAGGCUGAGGUUGACAGCGCAUCACUGGGAGGCCUAGACCUGGAAGGGCUACAGGUGGGAGAGUCGGAGGACGGCAAAUCCGAAGACGAGCAGACGCUCGUCCCAGACAGCCUGGACGACAGUCUAGAGCUGUCGGAGGAGGAGCCAGUCCUUUAA
Molecule: messenger RNA, 696 nt
Organism: Drosophila busckii
Lineage: Eukaryota; Metazoa; Arthropoda; Insecta; Diptera; Drosophilidae
Exons: 2
Coding region: 1-696 (231 amino acids)
Source: RefSeq, a predicted model, not a curated record